CAAUAAAGAAAUUCCGUUAAAAACCUAACGGGACGACCAUGAGUAAAAAUACAGUCCKGCAAGAGUCUUCCGGCUCUUCGUUUCAAAUGUACCAAAGUGGGAUUUCUGAUGCACGAAGCAAAGACACUUUAAGUGACGAUACCGUAGCGUACACAAGAGUACAGAGAACUUCUAGGGGGUUGUACGACGACUCUGAUUUGACGCUCAAAAGAUAUGAUUCUGCCAAGGAUACUUUCAUAGAUCUGGAAGCCGCGUACAAGAGAUUCCAGCUUCAGCUGCAGACUGAAAGAGACAGCCAUAAAUUAGAGGUUGGCAAACUCACUUCUCGUAUAGACUCGCUUACAGAGCAGAAUAGAAAACUCAACGAGCAGAUAAGUACUUUUAAGUAUGAUUGCAAGAAACAUCAGGARGAGCUUAUGGCUGCGCAGCGUAAACUGCGAGACAAGGACUGGGAAAUCGAGUCCCUCAAGAGAGAUCUCGGCUUCCGAGAAAAUACCAUCGAGAAAAUUCGUUCAGAGAAAGUUGCUCUUGAGCUCGAGCUAAACACACUACGAGAUGAGAUGUCGAUGCAGGUCAUGCARGCCCCCGUGGUUGAGUCAGCGGUCGAUGAAACGGAAUUUUAUUUGCUACGUGACCAAGUAUCGCAAUGGGAGAGUGACUACAACUUAAUAGUGGAUGAGAGGGACACUUUGCUGAAUGACUUAUCGGUUUUGCAAGCAAAGGUCUCAGGCUUAGAAAGUGACGUCGACAAGUAUAAGAGGCAGGCCCAGUCUUCUGGAAAAAAUGAGACCCAGAUUAUUUCAAAGUAUGAGGUUCAGAUCCAAAACUUUAACAAAAAGAGGRAUAUUCUUCGUGGCCAGUAUGACAACUUGAAGGAAGAGCUAAAACGAUGUCGCGAAACUAUCGCUCGAAUGGAGGCCGAGGCAAUGGAGAACCAAGUCAUUACGAACAAACUCAAAGAAGACAAUUCCAUGAAAGCUCACAAGAUAGACAACUUAAAUGCAACCAACGCUGAACUUCAAGAUAAACUGGACAAGUUGAGAGCGCAGCUSUCAAAGACCGAGGCGGAGCUUGAGUUCUUACGCAGGCAGUCAUCAACUCGAGAAGAUAUGUUUAAGAGUUAYGAGAAAAAACURCAUGACCUUGAGGAAACACUAGCAAGACUCCAGUCCGAGCGAGAUGCAUUUGAGAGCGACCUUACUGUAGCAAACAUGAAAGUUGACGAGUUUGAAAAGUCUAACCUAAAAUGGAGAGAUCGAGUACACGAAUGGGAGUCUGUGGAGGUGAUGCUGAAGAAACAGAUAGGUGAUCUUACGUCCGAGCUGGAAACUACCAAGGAGAAGUUAUCAGAGCAGGUGGACGGCGAGGUGAUCAAUCGUUUACGUGAACUCCAAUCACAGCUGGACGCAUCGGUAACAACCAUCAACGACCUGAGAUCUGAGUAUGACUUGAUUAUAAGAGAAAGAAAUGACCUUAGAAAGGAAUUCGACGGACUGACGACAAAGAUGUCGGGUUUGCAAGAAACAAUAAGAUUACGAGAGACGGAGAAGACGGGUCUUGAAAGACUGGUUACUGACUACAAGAAUAAGCUUUCACGACUUGAAAGCCAAAUCCAAACACUGACCAAUCUACGAGACAAGCUGAAAAAAGAUCUUGAGAGUGAAAAAGCUAGAUCCGGAGAAAUAAAGAAAGACCUUUUGAGAGUCGAAAACGAGCUAGCAGAAGCCAGACGAAAUGCAGAUCGCCUGAAAGCAGAGAUAGCUAAAAAUAAAAAGACCAUAGAAGAAUUAAAAUCAAAGAUAGCAACACUGGAAGAUAAAGUUGAUAGUUAUAGAGAGGAAGCAGAGAACCUCGAGAAGAAGAUUGAAUUUUUGGAGCGCGAGAAAGAAGAUCUUCAUGACCAGUUGUUGGAGAUGCAAAAGCACCUACAAGACGUAGAGUCUAACUACAGAGUGGUGUCGACCGAACGCGACCGAAUCAACAGCGAAUUGCAAAGCUGCUACAAACAAAUCGCUGACCUACAGUCCAAAUACAAUGUCUGCGAAGAGCAAAAGAAUGACUACGAGCAAAAGGUCAUCAUGCUAACGCAAAAGGUGGGAAGACUGGAGGAUGACCUUGACAAAGCUAGAAGAGAUAACACAGUGCUUGAAGCAGAGGCUAAAGACCUUACAACCUGGAAAGAGAAUGCUACCCAUGAAAUCGACACACUUCAGAAACAACUCAGGGAUGAAAAGAGGCUUUCUGAGUCGUUUCAGAAAGAGAUAGAGCAGAGGGACACUACAAUCGAUGAUUUAAAGGCAAAAAUUAGCAAACUAACAAAUGAAAAUGAGGCCCUUACUGACGAGCUGACAUCUUUAAAGGCUCUUUUCAAGACCAUUGAAAACGAGAACAAGGGAUUGCAGGACAAAUUAGAUGCUGCAAAUGAUGAAAUUGCCAGGCUGACAGCGUUGUACGAAUCUACAACACAGAACAAAGACCAACUUGUCAGCGAAGCAACUGUCGUACAGAUGAAGGCUAGCGAAGUGGAAUCGUCAUAUAUGGAUAGCGUGCAAAGAGAAAAAGACGUCGCAGCUCAACUAGAGGAAGAACGAGACAAAAACAGAUUUUUGGAAAUGGACAUUGAGGAACUGAAAAAGACCGUUGUUAAUUUAAAUGAACAAAUCAGUGUUCGCCAAAGAGAUUUUGACAAGCUUGAAAACGACAUGGACGUAGCUGAGGAAAAAAUAAUCUCUUUGAACCUUGAAAUUGAAAAGAUAACAAAUGAAAGAGCAUUAGAGUACAAUCGCCUCAUCUCUGCUGAAGCCAGGCUAGCUGAAAUCGAGAAAGAACUCGAAACAACCCGAAGUGAAAAAGAAACAGCUGAGAAGGAGUUGUACGAUCUGCAGACUAAGACUUCCAAGCUUGAGACACAGUUGGAAACGAGUAAAAAGCUAGUGGCACAACUGAGGGAACAACUAAAUAAUUUGAAUGCUCAACUUCUAGACUACAAGGAAAGGCUUAUGCAGAUUGAGAGCAAGUCUGUUCAAAGCGAGAAAUUUAGUGAAACUUUAAAUUCAGUGAUAAGCAGAAAGGACAAGACCAUCCAGGAGCUAAACAAUAAGAAUCGUGUGCUGCAAGACGAGUUGGAUAAAAUCAAACGACAACUGAAUAAGGCAAAUGGUGACAAUGAAACCUUGGCAGUUUUAAAAGAAGAGUUACAGAACAAACUAAAAAACGCCAUCAACAAAUCAAGAGAUCUAGAAGACGAAAUCAGAGGUCUGAAAGAAAAGCGCAACAAUCUUGAGCAUGAUUUGAAUUCUAAAGAUCACGAGAUGCAAAAGCUUGAAAUGCAAAUUCCGCCACUGAAAAAAGAGCGCGACCAACUAAAAGACGAAAUCAACAGCAUAAGACAAGAUUACAAGCAUGUUAAGGAAACCUUGUUGAAUGCUCAGAAUCUUAUCAACGACCGCGACAGGACAAACAGCACCCUCAACAAACAAAUCAAGGAAAACCUCAAGAUCAUUGAAAACCUAAAGAGUUCAAAAGCUGCUUUAGGUGAAGAAAUCGCAAACCUCAAGACAGAGCUAGAAACUGUCCGAUACAAUAGCCAGGAGAAAAUCAGAGAACUUCAGGACAAGCUAAAUAGUGCGAGCCUGCAUGUCUCCAAAUACGAAACCGUGCUAUCCACGUCAGUGCGCGAGAAAGAUCUCCACCAAAAAGAGCGGCAAGACUUUGAAAGCAGGAACUUUGAACUAGAAAACCUUUACAGAGCUAGUCAAGAUAGAGAAGCAGAUCUUAAGAACGAGGUACAUGCUCUCAAGGCAAAACUGAAUCAGAUAGACGCAGAGUACAAAAAGUCGCAGAAACGCAUUAUUGAGUUGCAGCACCAGGUUUCGCAGCUAGAGAGAAAAGUUACUGAUUUAGAAGGCGCCAAUGAAAGGGUAACUCGAGACAAGAAAGACCUAAAAGACUCGUUGGUUUCUGCGAAUUCAAAGAUCACAGAACUUGAGCUCAAAACAGAGUACGAUGACAAGGAAAUAGCAUCGCUAAAAAAGCAGCUGCAAGAUGCUCUGAACAGAAGUGCAGCAAGUCGUGAAGAAUUAUUGCGACUGGAGCAGCAGUUGAUUGAAAUGAGGCUUAUUGCAGACUCGGCACAAGAAAAGCUGAACGAAAAGGAUAACAUCAUCCACCAACUGGAAUCAUCAAAAAAUCAUCUAAUAGAUGAGAUCGAGAAUUAUAAGCUCACAGUUUCAGCGACUGAGAAGGAGAGAGACAAGCUAAAAGAGGAAAUAGAUCAAUUAAAGGAAGACAAUAUAGAGCUUAGCAGAUCGAUCCAAGAAAUUGAAGGAGAAAUGCGUCGUCUGACAAUGGAGCGAGAUCGCCUUAAAGCUGAUUAUGAUUCAAGCGUGAAAAAGGUGUCGUCUCUUGAAGAGCAAAUUGUUAUCCUGUCACGAAAUGAAGAAGGAAACAAGGAUAAGGCUAACGAGCUAAGGAACCUACUUAACAGCCAUAGAGAUGAGAGAAUGACAAUGGAGAAAAACCUCAACGAGCUGCAAAGUAAGGUUGAUGUCUAUGUUGUUGACUUACAGAAGAAGGAUCAAGCUAUAGAAGAUCUGAAAAAUGAACGCGAUAACCUAGCAAGAGAUUUCGACAACAUGAAAAAAGAUUUUAGACGUCUUGAAGCUGAACAUGACAGGCUGGUCAAAGAAAAGGCAGAGAUUGAAAAGAAUUACAAGAUUAUUGAAGAAAAGUAUAUCUUUAUUGAAAACAGCUUCGAAAAUGGUAAAAGUGAAACAAACGAUCUUAAAGACGAGGUCGUGGGACUACGGAAACGUUUCCAAGACAUAGAAAACGCUAACAAACUAUUAAACGACAAAGACAAGGAAAUGCGAGAAAAGAUCGCUACCUAUGAAAGUGACAUUUCAAGGCUGGAAUCUACCAAUCAGAUAAACAAUGAGCGCAUCAUGGAAUUAGAACACGAGUUGAAGGCAGCCAACGAUGAACUAAAACCUCUCUAUGGAGAUCGUGAUCGGGCUGUGCACGACCAUGAAAGCAUAACCGAAGAGUUAGAGCAAGUCAAAACGUAUGUGAAGAAACUAGAAAGACAGUUAGAUGAUACGAACAAAGAGAAGAAAGCACUUGAGGUUCAGCUGGAAGAAAGUAUAGGAAGCAUUCAAUCAAAUGAGACGCAGCUCAUGAAUGCUGAACGGGAACUGCAAGAAGUUCUUAUGAGUAAAGACAAUACUGACGCGGCUGAUGCUUUAGAAACUGUGAAAAAGGAAAGGGACGCACUAAGUAGGGAUGUUCAAACUCUCAGAGAGGAGAUAACAACAAUGAAGUCGACACUAAAUACUACAUUGAUGAAGAAAGAUGAUCUCGAAAAGGAGGCCUUUACUUUAAGAAGACAAGUCGCUGACUAUAUGACAAAGAUUAAAAGCCUGGAACAAGAAAAUGAAGACCUUAACCGAGAGCUGAUCAAAAACCAGAAAAAGCUGUCUGAUUUUGAGGAGCAAAUCCAUCGCCUUGUAACAGAAAAAAGCAACCUCAAAGAUGAGCUUGAUGACGCACGAAGCAAACUUGAUAAGCAAAAAGAAAUCAAUUUGAAUCUGGAACGAUUGAUCAUGGAGUUACAAUCUAAAGUGGAUGCCAUGGAGCGGACAAUCGAAGAUGGCAACAACCAGAUAGAGUGGUAUCGCAAUACCCAAAAAACCCUGGAAGAUGAAAUUGUUAAUCUUAAGAAAAAACUUUCAACUUACAGAACCGAGUCGGAUAGGCUCUCGCAAGAUAACACUGCCCUAAAUAUGAAGGUUCACGAGCUAGAGUCUAAAAUAGCCGACCUCACGCAUCAAGUGGAAACUUUGGAAGGAGAAAGGAACAAGCUUCGACAAGAAAACAUCUCCAUAACAACGUCGAUGAAUGAGUACAAAAAUAAUUACAACACUGCCAAGAAGGAUGUCGACCGCCUUCAAAAUGAAAUCACUUCUUUGAACAGAAAAGUAGUUUACCUGGAAACACGUAACAAUGGUCUCGAGGUGGAUAAAGAUCGCAUAAAGAAGGAACUAGCCAACGUUAAGAAGGAAAACGCUGAGUUAAGUGCACGGAUUGAAGCUUUGUUGGGAGAAAAGAAUAGGCUCCAAAACGAGAUUUCCGUCGUCCAGAAGAAAUAUACAGAGAUUCGAACUUCAUAUGAUGACAAGCGAGACAAGAAAAAGCCAGAUCCCAAUCUGCAAAAGAAAUAUAAUGAUUUGCAAGACACAUAUCAAAAGACACUGAAGGAUAAGGAAGACGCUGAAAGAAAGUACCUCGAGAUCAGCCGGCAGUACUCUAAAUUGGAACUAGAACAUGGAGACUGUGGAAGAACAAUAGAUUCUCUAAACCACGAUCUUAGUCUAAAAAUAAAAAGAAUAGACGAGCUUCAAGACACUCUCUCACUUCUUCAAGGAAAGGAUGUUGUUGAUUCUGGUGAUUACAAGAAUCUAAGAAAAAAGGUAGUAAACCUAGAACAAGAGUUGCAAGGUGCUAAUAACAAGAUCUAUCGUCUGGAGGCUUAUAAAACGUCUUACGAAGAAAAAUUCCAAAAGAUGCAAGAGGACCUUGUGGCAGCUCAGCAACGUGCUUCUCAGUCAGAUAACACUCUUCAGGAAGCUUAUGAGGAAAUAAACAUCUUAAAGAAGGACUUAAUGGACCUCAAGAAAAAGAAUUCUGAUCUAGAAACAGCAAACCAAGCUCUUAAUAAUGCUAAGAAUGAAUUAAGGCGUACCAUCCAGGAAUACCAAAACAAGAUUACCACUUUGGAAGACGAGCUUCAAGUAGAACUAAAGCAGCAAGCUCACCUAAAGGGAAUCCUCGAACAAACUAAAAUGCGAAAUGAAAAACUGAAGGAAGAUGUCACCAAGCUACAAAAGAGGCUCAUUGACCAACAGAAGUAUUAUGAGGACCAACUAAAAGAUUUGACAGAAAUGAGAGCAAUUAUUGGAAGACUUCGAGAUGACAACCAUUCUUUAGAAAAUGAGAACGAAACCCUUAAGAAAGAACUGGAAAUGGUCCGUCAUGAAGCAGAUGAGGCCACUCAAGAAUUACGUGAGGUUAAGUAUGACCUACAGAAGCUCCAAAUUCAGUAUACAGAGCUUGAGAGCACUAUUCGUCUUUUGAGAGAUGAAAAUGAGAAGCUCAAAAUCGAGCUUGAAUCUGUCAAGAGGCUGUAUGAUGAACUUAGAGUGACCUAUGAGGAGAGCGUUAUCAUCAAAUCAUCAAAUGUGGAAGAAGUUGAAGCAAUGCCUGAGAUGCCUGAAGAUUAUGAAUCAAUGAAGCUGGAUAACGACAGACUAACAAGUGAGAAUUCUGCAUUGAAAGGAAAGAUUGAUUCAUUUGAGAAUACCAUAAACGUUUUGAAAGAAGAAAGAAAGAAACUACAAGAUAAGAUCUUAGAGCUUCAAAAGGCAGCAUCUGACAAAGCCCUUGAGUUACAGACGAUGAGCGGAGACAAGAAUAAACUAACUGUAACUGUUGAAACCCUUGAAAGAAAAAUAGCCGAUAUGAAACAGGAGGAAGACGAGCUUCUUGAGGAAAGAGAAGCCCUGUUGAAGGAGCUUGACACCAUGGAGCGCAAGCUUCAUGAUCUUGUUAUCGAGAGUCAGAAGUCUAAACAAGCUGAAGUAUCAUCUGAACAAAUAUUUUCUGUGAUUGAGGCCGAUUACAAGAAGCUGCAAGAACGGGAAGCUGAGCUACAGGUUGAGCUUUUAGAAGCGCUUAAGAAAGUUUCGCAACUCGAGCAUGAUGUUAAAGCAGAGCGAGAUCGCUCCAGUGGCGCAACUGAUUCCAAUAAGUUGCUGGAGGAUCAGGUAGCAACACUAAGGAAAGAAAUUGUGACAUAUCAAGAAAAGAUGUCUAGAGUAGAAGCAGAUAGAGAAAUCGGACAGGGCAAAGUCAAAGAUCUACAGAGUGAAAUAAGCGAAUUGGAAGAUAAAAUCAAGGACUUGAAAAAGUCCAACGAACUUACUCAACGGGGUAAAACAGAUCUGGAAAAUGAAAUAAUUUUCCUCAGAAACAAAAUGAAGAAGCUAGAGAUUACUAUUGACGACGAAAGAAAAGCAAAAGAAUCACUGAAAACUCAGCUAGAAGACUACAGGAAAAAAGGGGACGACCAGUCUAAAGAUUUUGGAACAAGGGUCACCGAGAUCCAAAUGGAGAUGGAAACCUACCGAACAGAGAUCGCUGAAAAAGAUCGUGUUAUUUCGACACUCCAAGCAAAGCAAGUAGACCUUGAAAGUGAUAUUUCCAAACUAAAACGAGACUUAAGUAACCAGCGACUGGAAUGUACAGAGCACACUAGAGAUCUCGAGAAUGCUAACAAGGAAAGAUCAGAGUUGGAAGUUCAAGUCAAUGGACUUAGAGGUCAAGUUCGAAACUUCCAGCUAUUAAUUGAAGAAGGAGGAAAAGACAAGUCAGAGCUGUCAGUUCAACUUGAAGACUUCAAGAGAAAGAACGAAAACGUUAAACGUGAGCAUACUACUCAAGUAAGCGAGUUGAAAGUCCAAAUUGAAGACUACCGCAAAGAUAUUGGUGCAAAGGAAAGAAAAAUAAAAGAAGUGUCAGAAAAGCUACACACAGUUGAGCAUGAACUUACUACAGUGAAAAAGGAACUCGUCAAAAAGGAAGAGGAUAAUGUUCAUCUUGCCAAGGCUGUCGAAGAAAGCAAACGCUACCGAACAGAACUGGAAAUUGAAGUUGGAUCCCUUAAAAACCAAGUGGCUACAUUGGAAGUUAAAAUUGAGUCUGCUAAGAAAGAGGUUUCAAGUCUACAGAUCCAACUCGUGGAGACGAAGACACAUGGAGAAAAAGAUUCCGAACAGCAUGUUACUUUCGUGAGUGAGCUCCAAACAAACCUAGAGGGGGUGAAGAAAGAGGUGGUCACAAAGGAAGAGGAAAUUGAGCAUUUGAAGAGUGAGAAUGAGCUUGUCAGACGCGAUUUGUACACCAAACAAGCUGAAUGCUCUAGUACAAUUGAAAAGAUUGAGAAAAUCCAGAAUGAAAAGACAGAGCUAACUAUACAAAUAAUGGAUUUGCGCGAAAAGGUAAUCUUCCUCGAGAGUGAAGUUCAGAAAGAGAGAAUAGAAAAGGAAAGUUUUCAACAAUCAGUUGUUGACAUGAAAAGAAAAGGAGACACUGACAGCGAAGCAAUGAGCAGGGAACUAACGGAUGUUAGCACACGAUUGGAGAGUCUAAAGAAGGAAGUCGUUGAAAAAGAUACCGUCAUUGAAAAAUUGAAGUUCCAUAACAACGAUUACGAAAAGGAGAAUGCCAAAUUAAAGCGGGACUUCUCGAACAAGAAAAAUGAAUGUGAAGGUUACAUUCGUGAGAUCGAAAAACUGAACAAUGAGAAAUCGGAGGAGGAAAUUGUGAUUGAGCAACUGAAAAGCAAAGUCAAUAAACUUGAAAGGCAAUUGGAAGAUUUGAGACGAGACAAAGAGAUAGUUGUGACUCAAGUUGAGGAUUUGAGAAGCAGAGGCGACAGUGAAACAAGUGUCCUUAACGAGCAGAUCACGGAGAUACAGACAAGAGUUGAAGAAUACCGCACUGAAAUAAUCGAAAAAGAAACAGUGAUUGAGCGUCUACGAAUGAUGGUUUCUAAUAAUGAUGCAGAACUAGAUCGGCUGAGACGCGAACUGGAAACUAAAGAAGCUGAAUGUGAAGGAUAUAUCAAGGAGAUCGAGAGAUUAAAUCAAGAAAGGUACGACCUUCAAGCAGAGAUUUCCACAGUUCGCAACGAGUAUAAUAUCAUUAUCAAACAAUUGGAAGAAUCCAAAGCUGACAACGAACUGACUGAGGGUGAGACAGCGCUUCUGAACGACAAACUCUCCGAGAUAGAGACAAGAGUCGAGACAUACAAAACUGAAAUCAUAGAAAAGGAGACCCUUAUUGAGAGGCUGAGGAUUCUGAACAAUUCUAACGAGCAAGAGGUCGAAAAACUAAAGCGAGAUUAUGAAAACUGCAUGACAGAAUGCAAGGGUUAUAUCGCCGAGAUCCAAAAACUCAAUAACGAGAAGGCGGAUUUAGACGUUGAGUUGAAUCAUCGAAAUAGCAUGGUCGUAAAACUAGAGGGUCAGAUUGAGAACUACAAGAAAAACAACGACAGCCAGUAUAAAGAAAUUAUUACAACCUUGGAAUCAGACAUUGAAAAAUUGAAGCGCCAAAUAAAGACACAGAGCGAUGAGUGCGAAGGCUACAUUAAAGAGAUAGAAAUCCUUAACCAAGAGAUAUUUAGACUGAAAGGUCUAAUCGACACGGAUCCUAAUCGUUAUCAUACGGAAUUCGUUAUCGGACAAAAAGAAAAGAAAGUGGAACACCAGGUGAUUGUUAAGGAGCCAUCAGUAUCCACUACAGAAGUUUCCCGUUAUGAGAUGAGUCCCAAAAAGUUAGUUACAGUGAGAUCGCCAUUUGAGAGAAAGGAUGAAGAUCAGGGAUCUUCUCAUGUGUCUUCCAAGUACACCCGAAUUCAAAGAAGUGGAAGCCCAAUGAUCAAAGUCAAAGUCGAUCCAAGUGAAGAAACCACGACAGCUACUGCCACUUCAGACAACGGCCAGAAAGUGUAUACGAAAAAAGUCGUAAAAACAUACCGAAGUGAAAGCCCUGGAGCAAUGAAAGUCAGGAUUGACUCCCCAACAACAACUGUGACAGAAGUGAGGAGUGGUUCAGCAUUCCAGGAAAUUGCUCCUCAUAAGAUUACUGUCGAUUCUGACGGCAGCAGCAAGUAUAGCUUUGAACCUGUCAGAGAUGGACGGAGCUCAGCAGAGACGGUUACCAAAAUUACAAAAGUAAAAAAGUCUUACACCAAAGGAUCGUCUCUCGGUAGAGAUUCCGCGCCACUGUAAAAAAGAUAAUAUUAAAUCCGUGAAAUCUGUCGUCAGGUUCACAGGUAAUACGCAUAGCGCGUAAGUUAAUUUUGAAUUGUAUCAUGAAGGACAUUCAAUGCAUGUAUGCUGUCCUCAUAGUAGACUCGACGUAGGGUCAUUUUUUAAAUGGAAUUUAUUUUUUUGCUAUAUUUUCAUUUUCUACUGAUACAAAUAGAACAAGAUAUACUCUACAAGCUACCUUGCAUUGUUUGUCCUUAAUGAAACCUAGCUAGGCAGUCGUGCAAAUAAGUAAUAUUAUAUGAAUUUCAAAUGAGUCUGGGAUUAUAAAUCUCAAAUGACUUAACGUACGAGAAUUAAGAAACUAUGCCAUGGCAUAUUCAUAUAGUGUAUUGAAUCCGAGGUAAAUUUUCAGUUACUUAGAACGUGCCUGAUCCUAAAUGUACUCAGAGAUAAAAUAGUUAUUUCCAACUAAGUAAGUAAUUAACCUCAUUUGUUUUCGAGCCAGCAAACAAGUAAUAAGAGUAAGUAGCGGUUACCUAAAAAACUCAAUCAAGAAUAUUUUCCACGAAUGAAUUAAUUACAUUUCAGUCUGAGUGAUUAAAGUAAAAUGAUUUGAUAAAAUUUCGAAAGAGGAAAUCAAAAAAACUCUACUAAUUAAAUUAUAAAAAUCAUCCCCGCAUGGCGCGUUAAAAGGAAGUGUAUACUUUAUAUAGAUGGCCGAACCUUUUCGAUUUGGGCCCAAAUUAUGUCUCAUAACCCUUUGCAGGGUAAGGCAAGUCGCAUGGGAAAGUUGAAGCCAUAAUUUCGAUAUAAAAAAAUUAUAUUUUUGUUACUUCCUAUUUGUUACCUUUUUGUUACUUUAGAUGCUCGAAAAGAUUUGAUAGAAAAUAUCUGUUAGUAAAGUACAACCGGUCUAAAAUAGCUGGCAUGACGACUGAAACGUAAUAAGUUAAUAGGCUUAAUAGUAAAUCAAAUAAAAUAAAAUGAAUUAUGGAACUGUUACGUUAAAAAAAGAAUUAAUUACGGGAAUAAGGAUUUGUUGUCAGUCGUGAAUUAAUGAUAAUAUCAAAUAAAGAACAUUGAUUGAUUA
This is a messenger RNA of Actinia tenebrosa (Australian red waratah sea anemone), 11922 nucleotides long. RefSeq lists its product as uncharacterized. Lineage: Eukaryota; Metazoa; Cnidaria; Anthozoa; Actiniaria; Actiniidae. The record is from RefSeq and is a predicted model, not a curated record.